CCACCCCCUCCCGCCAGCCGCAUCCACACGCUCGACUCCGGCGCUCAGUCACUUCAUCUCUCUAUGGUCGUUACCAAACCAGCGCGUCCGCAAGCGGGUCGGAAGGUAUAAAGCAUCGCGCAUAAUUCUCCCGGACUGGAAGUAUUGGGAAUACACUUGCAACCCCGCUAGAAGCAAAGCGGCUUGAAGGCGAAAUAGUGAAUGGUCGUUUGUACUGUUUGGAAGUUACCGGCGACAGGGACUUAAGAAGCACAAGACGUAAUUCUAAUAAUUGAAAUGCACGUCCAAUUAUUUCCAAAAUAACAGGACAAAAACCGGGAGGCUGCGGACCAACUUUAGGUGACCGGAAGCGGGGACCAGAUUUCCAGGGCGCACUGACCUUUGACACGGAAGAAGUCUCGGGCGUUGAUGGUUGUACAGCGAUACUGCACGCUGGAUUGCAGGUCAUCCGUCCCUCCGUGCUGCCAGCAUCAUGGGAAAGGCGCGGCGGAGAAUAGCCCCGGGUUUGAGGGCCUCGGUACAACGGGAAGAAAAGAUUGAGGAGCCGGAGCCGGGAGCACCGAUCGUCACAGAGGAGGCAGACGAUUUCCACGAGCGGCGGGUGGAGGAGGCUUUGCUGGCAGCGCUGGGCAGCGAAGACGACGAGGAGGGUGAGCAGGAGGAGGUGGAGGAGGUGCUUGGACUGGAGCUCUCUGAGGAGAAUGAGACAGAAGAAGAUGAAAGUGGGGAAAACGAGGAAGUGGACGAUGACGACGAUGAAGAUAACAACCAACCCCAGGACAUGGACAGUGAUCUGGAAGAGCAGUGGGGUGGUAGUGGGAACUCCGGCCUUCCCCAUGAGUUUGCUUGGGGGCAGCGAAAACAGCUCUUUUAUGGCACUGACUAUGGCAAGGCUGCCACUCGUUCUAAAGGAGCCAAACAGAGCCAAGAGGAAUCUGAAGCUGAAGAGCUGGAGGAAGAGGAGGAGGCCCAAGCCAUUCAGAAACGGCUGGCACAGAAUCUGGGUGAGGAAGACUAUGGCCUGGAACUGAUACAGGCCUACACCGCCACAACUGAGCGGCCAAGUGAAAAAGAGUCAGGACCGAAAAUUGCCAAGGACUUGCAGUCUCUUUCUAAAAAAGAGCAGCUGAAGUUGUUGAAAAAGGAAUCUCCAGAGUUGUUGGAGUUGAUUCAAGACUUUGAAGCCAAGUUAACUGAGCUCAGAGAUGAACUGGAGCCACUAAUGCAAAUGGUAAAAGAUGGGGCCAUCCCAGAGGGAAGGGGCAGCCAAUACUUACAGACCAAAUAUCAUCUUUAUUUGAACUAUUGCUGCAACAUUAGUUUUUACUUGGUGCUGAAAGCAAAAAGAAUUCCAGUCCAUGGUCACCCUGUCAUUGAAAGGCUUGUAAGUUACAGAAACUUAAUAAAUGACUUAGGAAUUGUGGACCAAAAACUGGCACCAGAGAUUCAUCUCCUCCUCAGUGAAUUCCAUGGUAAUGACAUUGAUGGGAUGGAAGGCAGGAAGAAGUCCAUGGUGUUUGCCAGAAAGCCUGUUAAAAAAAUCAAAGCUAAACCUGUUAGCAAGCUUUCUAAUGGUAAAGUUGCUGAAGAACCUACAGAUGAUUCAGAUUUAGAUGAACAGGCUGCCCUGAAUUAUUAUAAGGAGAUGGAACAAAAGAUAAAGCUUAAGAAAAAGAGAAAACAGGAAGAAACAGAAGAUGUGGAAGAACUGAUGAUGGAAGAAGCACCAGAUCAAAAGAGAGGCGUAACAUACCAGAUUGUCAAGAAUAAAGGCCUCACACCCAAAAGGAAAAAGAUUGACCGUAACCCAAGAGUUAAGCAUCGUGAGAAAUUCAGGCGAGCCAAGAUUCGCAGGAAGGGGCAGGUUCGUGAGGUCCGAAGAGAAGAACAAAGAUAUGGAGGCGAACUGUCUGGCAUUCGUGCUGGAGUUAAGAAAAGUGUUAAGCUUAAGUGAUUCUCUUUGCAUAAUUGUUUUUUACAGACUUACAGCAGUGAAUGUGAGCUCAAUAAAUGCUUUUUUGGGAAACAAA
Molecule: messenger RNA, 2030 nt
Organism: Rhineura floridana
Lineage: Eukaryota; Metazoa; Chordata; Lepidosauria; Squamata; Rhineuridae
Gene: UTP3
Product: UTP3 small subunit processome component
Exons: 1
Coding region: 473-1954 (493 amino acids)
Biological process (GO): maturation of SSU-rRNA from tricistronic rRNA transcript (SSU-rRNA, 5.8S rRNA, LSU-rRNA)
Cellular component (GO): small-subunit processome; nucleolus
Source: RefSeq, a predicted model, not a curated record